Messenger RNA from Paramecium tetraurelia, 2280 nucleotides. RefSeq lists its product as uncharacterized. The record is from RefSeq and is a predicted model, not a curated record. The transcript is spliced from 3 exons. Lineage: Eukaryota; Ciliophora; Oligohymenophorea; Peniculida; Parameciidae.
AUGAACUCAAAACAAUAACAUAUGACAGUAUGUCCAGCACUACUGAAGGGUGAUGAUUAACCAGACGACUUCCCACUUCGAACACAAAAUGCUAAUGUGCCCAAAAUGCCCAUUUAGAAAAAGAUUAUGCUUCAACCAAAUAAUGAAAUCUUAUAUGAGAGAUUGAAUUAAGAGGCGCAAAUUUUUAAAUAGAAUAAUUAAAUGUUAAAAGAUUAUUACGAUCAAGAAGAAUUGCGUCCUUGUUCAUUUACUCCUUAAACCUUAAAUGACGGUUAAGAAAAAAGAUCACUUUAUUAAUUUUUAUUUGAUUAACAGAAUCAUGUUCUUAAAAUAGAAUAAAAAUUAGAGUAAAUCAAAAUAAAUGAAAUGGAACGAGAUUUAUAACAUCCCUAUCAUCCAAAAACCAAUGAAUUUCAAUUCCAAUCCAGAGAUGAAUCCAUCCCCACUUAUGAGAGACUAUACAAUUUAAACUAAAAGAAGCAAAAUGAACCAAAGAUGCAAUAAUCAGAAUCAACCGUUGAUUUCAAACCUGUAAUUCAAUAGAAAUCCUCAAAUAUAGUUAGAACUUAAAAGGUUGAAGACAUCCUUUACUAAGAUGCUCAAAGGAGACAACAAAAACAAUAAGAAGUAUAAGAUAAAAAGAAUGCUCCAAAGGUUGUAACAGUAAAUGUUAAAUAUACCUCAAAUAAUAGUGAGAAGAUUGUAGCACAAAAGUUUAUCAGAGAAUUUGAGACUGUCAUAGAUUGGAUCUUUGAUUAGACAGGACAAGAGAGACCUUCUAAUGUUUCUUUUUCAAUUGAUUAUUUAAAACUAGGAGAAAUACUGUAGCGAUUAGAUUUUCUUAAUUUAUUGUAAGCUAAGGACAGCAAUGAAAGAGCUGUGGAAUAUGAGAAUCUAAGGUUGUCAGAGGAAAGAGCUUUGUUAUGUGAAAUAUGGACAGUGUUGAGAGGCGAUGAAUUAGGAGGAAUAAGCAAAAGAAAUCUUUGUUUGUUUUUAUUGACUUUGAUUGGAAUCACUGAUUUCAAAAUCAAGGAAUUACCAUCUGCUUAGAAUGAGGAAUUACCAAACUAUCAGAAAUCAAUAUAACCUCAAUAACAUAAAAUUGUAACUGCUCAUCAACCUAAUGAUAAACCUAAGUUGGGAACUAUCGAUAAAGAUGGAAAUAUCAUCUUUACAAUUGAAGAGACAAAGAAGAUCCAAAGACAAUUUGAUAUUUUAUAUAGAAACAGAUUAGGUUGCGAAGAACUCAAAAAAACAAACUGGAAAGAUGAAAAUCCUUAUAAACCAUAGAUAUUGCCUCAUUCUAAAUAAUUAGCCUGUUAGUAUAGAGAGAAAUUGUUAGAGGAAACUGCUACCUUAAUUGAUAAUUAAUUGAUCAAAGUCAAUAUUCCUGAAAAUGGCUAGAUUACUCAUGCUGAUCUAUUAGUCUUAUAGAAGAAAGCUGUCGAGUAUCAUAAGGAACAGAAGAAACAGGAGAUAUUGUAAUAAUAAUUAGAUAAAUGUCCAUUCAAACCUCAAUUACUGAAUAAUAAUGAAGAGAGAAAGAGCUACUCCAAGAAGUAAGAUAAACAUUUAUAACUAUAUUCAUUGGCCAAACCAGCAAAUUAGAAAAGAGAUAGAACAACUGAAGAGAUUGAAUAUGAAAGAUAAUUAGAGGAAUGCACAUUUUAACCUGGUUUAUAAAAUAAAGCUAGUUAAUAAUAAAAGUAGGAUAAUCAUUAUGUGAAUAAGGAUGUUGAUAAAACUGUUUAAAGAAUGAAAUAGGCAAGGUAAAGAAGAGAAGAAGUAUAAGGGAUGUUAGAGAGAGGAUAUAAAAGUAAUAAGAGCACUUAAAAUUAACAAUAAUAGGUUUAAGCAAAUUCAUAGAAAAAGGAUAGCAGAAGUGAAUCAUAAAAUCAAAUCAAAUAGGCAUCUCAAUUAUCCAGAUAGAAAAGUAUGUAAUCAGAGGAUUCUUAAUAAACGAAUACUUUCCAAUCUUAGAAUUUCCAUAUGGAUGAAUCUUAGCCAAAGGAAGAAUAGAGCAUUGUUAGAGCUGGUAGCUAAUAAGACGAGAGAAUACCAUUAUUAUUUGUGGAUGUGAAUCUGGGACCAAGCAAGACUGAAAGAAUAGUAGUCUAUGAUGGGGAUCAAUCUUGUGAUUUAGCAGCCAGAUUUGCUCAAGAACAUAAUUUGGAUGAAUUUAUGUAAGAAAAAUUAAAGGAAUUGCUGGAUUACUAAAUAAGUGGAUUACUAACAAAGAUAGAUGAAGAGGAAGGAGCAUUAAGUGAAAAUGAUUAAUGA